AUGUUUAGUGUUAGUAUCAGGGUGUGUCCAGAAGGUGCAAUUGAGCCAGAGGUGAUUGACCAGCUCUUGUCACUUGGACUUAAUAGUCUUCCCCCCUUGGCUUGUUUUGUUUUAAAAUUAGCAACAGGCUCACCUGCCACAUCAGGUUACUAUGGUGUUAGAAGAUCUUUUUUAUCAGACUCGGAUUUCCACAACACUAAACAGUUUUCCAGUGAUGGCUACCCAUCAACCCUGGCGAAACCCUUUUCCUGUGAGUCCUCAACAGUGCAAAAUUACCCACCGAUCCUGGAAUCCUACUUUCCUGAGCCUUACGGAGACUACCGCCCAUCCGCUCUCACCCCCAACACAAGCUCUCUGUUCAGUGGUUCGCCCCUGCCCCCACCGCUCCUGCAGCCACAUUUCUCCAGCGACUCCACGCACUUCGUAUUUAGAGACUCAUGGGAGCAGCCAUUGCCGGACAGCCUCAACCAGCCUGACAUAGUGUCUCCUGACCCACUGCAGACACUAGCAGGCAGCACAAAUUGUGUCUCCCCGCAGGAGUCUGGGAGCCCCUCCCAACACAGAAGCUCUGGCUGGGGGCCCGCCCUCUCCGGGGCUCAGGCCUAUUCCCUGCACGCCCUGGAAGACCUGCAUUAUAGCCCAGGUUACCCUGCGCCUUCCUCCUACCCUUUCCCACCUUUGAUGACAGUGACUAACGACUUCCCUCCCAAAGUGAUUCAGCUUUCUUCCGAAGAGGCCCUGGAUGCGGCCCCUCUGCAGGAGACUCCGUCCUGGGCAAAGGACGAUGGGAAUGGGGUUUGGGGCGCCUAUGAAUGUCGCAGAGCUUAUUGA
Molecule: messenger RNA, 831 nt
Organism: Gracilinanus agilis (Agile Gracile Mouse Opossum)
Lineage: Eukaryota; Metazoa; Chordata; Mammalia; Didelphimorphia; Didelphidae
Gene: POU2AF2
Product: chromosome 3 C11orf53 homolog
Source: RefSeq, a predicted model, not a curated record